CAAAGGAGGAAUCCUUUCAAGGACCCACUUUAUGGCACAAUCAACGGUGAAUGAUGUUCAAACAUGCACAAAUGACACAGAGGGGCCCCCUCCAUUGGUAUGUGUGGGACUUGAGUCGAUUAGGCGUCGGACUCGGGCAUCAUUACCGGAUAAGAAAGCCACAUCUGAGCCCAUCAUUAGCAGCACAAACAACAGACAACCUCCUUGAAUCCAGAUAACUAAUCAUAGAUCGCAAGAUCUCUGGUGGAUAGAGCAACAUAUCUGAUAAUUGUUGUUGUUGUGGAUCACAGCAGGUUCCUUGUAUCUUAAGUUUGUUGGGUAAGAGUCCAAGCCAGUUAGGUUUCCUCAGAUAGAUGUAAACGAUGCUGCAUUCGUAUGGGAAUAUGGUGGCCGUAGUUGAAGGAUUGCAGCAGUUGUUUUGCCGAGGUGGGAUCUGAGUUGGUGAGUUGUCCUACAUCAAAUCUUGCUGAGCAGUAAAGCAUUCUAUUCCAACAGCAGUCUUCGUCUUCUCUUGUUGUUUAUUGAUUCGAGGUCCUAUCGGUUGCCUCCGAGAUUUCCUGCUCAUGCUUCAACCACUGGUUGAUCAAAUGGCAAUUCCUUGCUUCCCCAGCCAUGCUAGAGUGGUGGCCAUCGCACUGUGUCUCCUCCUCCAGUUUAGCUGCUGGAGUUGUUGCAGGAAUCAUUUGGCUUCAGCAUUUCUUGCCACCUUGUUCGUUCUGGUGCUCUCCACUUCUCUUCCGUUCUCUUUGCCAAGGAUCCGGCAGCUCGUCAAGUCCGACUCGAUCCAGAAACCAUCACCAGCUGACCAAGUUUUUGCUGACAAGAAGGUCGACGCAGCAGUCGCCGGGUCUGGAGAGGGAGAGUUGACGCACACUUGGACUUCAUCCGACAGCGGCACACCGGAUAGUCUAAGUCGAAGCGCGUCGCAGUUCUCCAACUUCGACGACGACGACGACGAGUCUCUGCCGGAGGAUGCUUGCCACUCGACGGAAAGCUCCGAGGAUUCCAUAUCCGACGACGAGAACCUCAUCGAGAUCUCGCUCCCCGAUGGCCAUUUCGUUGCACCUGAAAAGCCUAAAGCGCUGAUGAAGCCAUUGCCGGAUACGAGGAGAGGAUUCCUGACGAACCAUCUGCCGGAUUCGGUGCUGAGGCAACACGGCCUCAUGGAGCUCUUAUCGGAGAUCAACGAAGAGGACAACCUGAUCGAGAUCGAUAUAACCAGGGGGUCCAUAAAGUACUCGAGAGAGGGAAUCAAGGCAUAAUACGCUCAUCGUAUCACGUUAUUUUUGGUGAUAUAGCGGGAAGAUGAAAUGGUGGGUAGGAAGGAAUAAAAGAGACAUGGGAGUAGCCAUAGAUUUGGCUUUCUUGAAAGCCUGCAAUGCUGCUUAAAGCGUUAAAAGAACUAUGUUGGAGGAACUCAUCCUAAUGGCACUGCUUUCUCUUUUACCUUUUC
Molecule: messenger RNA, 1453 nt
Organism: Musa acuminata AAA Group (dessert banana)
Lineage: Eukaryota; Viridiplantae; Streptophyta; Magnoliopsida; Zingiberales; Musaceae
Exons: 2
Coding region: 564-1262 (232 amino acids)
Source: RefSeq, a predicted model, not a curated record